Mucor velutinosus is the source of this 555-nucleotide messenger RNA. RefSeq lists its product as uncharacterized. Gene Ontology annotation, biological process: protein dephosphorylation. The coding region runs from base 1 to 555 and encodes 184 amino acids. Gene Ontology annotation, cellular component: cytoplasm; nucleus. Gene Ontology annotation, molecular function: protein tyrosine phosphatase activity. Lineage: Eukaryota; Fungi; Mucoromycota; Mucoromycetes; Mucorales; Mucoraceae. The transcript has 3 exons. The record is from RefSeq and is a predicted model, not a curated record.
AUGUAUCCUCGAGGAACUACGGGUGGAAUUAGACCAUUGAUCAAUCCACCAACUUACAUUGAAUACAAUGGCCUGCGAUUCUUGAUUGUAGAUGCACCAAGCUCAAACAACUUGCCUUUAUACAUCAAGGAAUUUGAGCGAUGGAACGUAACGGACGUCGUACGUUGCUGCGAAGCUACUUAUCCCAAAGAGCCAUUGAACGAGAAACAUAUCCAGGUACAUGAUUUUGUGUUUGCUGAUGGUGAGGCACCACCAGCACUCAUUGUAGAUGCGUGGCUCCAACUGAUUGAGGCACGAUUCAAUAACCAAGCACAAGAGGCACAUGAGGAGGAAAAGAAGCCAGGCGAGAAACUACCAUGCAUUGCAACACAUUGUGUAGCGGGACUAGGAAGAGCCCCUGUUUUGGUGGCCAUUGCGUUGAUUGAAGACGGCAUGCCUGCAUUAGAUGCAGUAUCUUAUAUCCGUGAACGACGAAGAGGAGCCAUCAAUAAGAAGCAAUUAAAGUACAUUGAAUCCUACAAACCAAGAACAAAGAGUCGAUGUGUCAUCAGCUAA